AUGGCCGACAUAACAGCACCGAACCUCUUUAAUCAUCCGAAGCUUAUUCCCGGCUCCUUUCUCGAGGAUUCGGGGGAUUUCAAACAUUUCGAGAAAGACGAUUUCAGGUUUACAGCUGCAACCAAGCCCACAUCACUGACAUCCGUGGACCACCUAUGGGGAUCCAUACAUGAAACUAGCCAGUGGGGCAGUCUUGCACAGAACAAUGGUGGAAUGUCACGGCUUUCCUUGUCCGAUCAAGACAAAGAUGUCCGAAACUGGUUUAUCCAGGAAGCGGGAAAAUUGAACUGUCAAAUCCGCGUUGACGCAGUAGGAAACAUAUUCGCUAUUCUCCAAGGCGAGAACACAGAUAUUCCUCCUAUAGGUGUAGGUAGUCACCUCGAUACACAACCUGCAGGCGGCCGGUUUGACGGUAUUCUGGGAGUCCUUGCCGGAUUAGAAAUUCUACGAACCAUUGUCAGAGAAGGGGCGCGGUAUACAUCUGGAUGCACUGGGUCAGCCGUCUGGUCUGGCCACGUUCCUCUCAGGGAAGCAUAUCAAAUGCCAACCAGCGAUGGAAGCAGCACACUGGGCCAAGAACUUCAGCGGAUCGGCUAUCUUGGUCGCUGGGAAGCAUCGCACAAGAUACUCCCCCUUUCGGCUCACUUUGAGCUACACAUUGAACAGGGUCAUCGCUUGGAGGAUGCCCGAAAGAAAAUAGGCGUGGUGGAUGCAAUCCAGGGAAUUCGCUGGUACACGGUAACUGUCCGAGGCGAGCAAGCCCACGCAGGAGCAACUCCAGUCAUGAAUCGGGCCGAUGCGGUCGUAGCCAUGAGCAAAGUGGUAGUAAAGUUGGAACAAUUGGCGUUGGAAACAGGCGUCUUUGCCACAGUUGGAGAGAUCACAGUGGAAAGUGGCAGCUCAAAUGUGAUCAGUGGGCUGACACAUUUCACCGUCGAUCUCCGUCAUCCACGAGAAUCACUCCUUGACGAGGUUGAGCACUGUAUGUGCGCCGAGAUGUCUGAAAUUUCACAGACCAAGAAUGGUCGCGUCAGUUUUGCAGUGAAACGCGUGUGGCAUAGUCCUGCCGUGUUUCUUGAUCCGCUGGCCGUGCAAUGUGUGCAAGAUGCAGCCCAUGAGGUUGUCGGAGUUGACCAGCUUAUGCCAGAAAUGAUCUCCUUUGCUGGUCAUGAUAUUGCCCCCGUAGCAUCGAAUGGGACUCCCACCGCUAUGAUCUUUGUUCCCAGUUUGAAGGGGAUCAGCCAUGCCCCGGAAGAGUGGACCAGCAAGGAAGAUUGCGGUCUCGGCACCGAGGUCCUCUAUCAUGCUGUUCGAAAAUUCGACCAGCAUCUUCAACGUAAGGAAGAAUCACUUGCAAAUAUUUAA
This is a messenger RNA of Talaromyces rugulosus, 1365 nucleotides long. RefSeq lists its product as uncharacterized. Gene Ontology annotation, molecular function: hydrolase activity, acting on carbon-nitrogen (but not peptide) bonds, in linear amidines. The coding region runs from base 1 to 1365 and encodes 454 amino acids. The record is from RefSeq and is a predicted model, not a curated record. Lineage: Eukaryota; Fungi; Ascomycota; Eurotiomycetes; Eurotiales; Trichocomaceae. The transcript has 5 exons.